Lactuca saligna is the source of this 348-nucleotide messenger RNA. The record is from the annotation of a GenBank genome assembly. Lineage: Eukaryota; Viridiplantae; Streptophyta; Magnoliopsida; Asterales; Asteraceae.
AUGAAAGUCUGUUUAAAGACCCAGAUCUAUGAUAUUCGAACGUUGUUGAAAUCUAAAGUUAAAAAUUUUGUUGAAAGUUCUUCGACACUACAUAAGAAGAUGGAUGUGCUAUCCGAAGCGUCAACCCUUUUAAUUAAAGAUAUCACUUUUUUCAACAAAGAUUACAUGGUUAGUCUUCAAGACAAGGUGAAAGGAGAUGCUCUAGUAUUUGCUAAAGUUGAAGAGUUCUUAACCGAAAUCAAAACCAUGCUUUCAUCUCAAUCGACGAUUUCUCUAGAAUCCAUUUCUCAAAUGGUUUCUAAUAUCAAAACAAACAUUAAGGAUGCAUUGGAUACAAGCAGUUGGUGA